This is a messenger RNA of Hyaloscypha bicolor E, 1002 nucleotides long. RefSeq lists its product as uncharacterized. Bases 1 to 1002 code for a protein of 333 amino acids. Gene Ontology annotation, biological process: tRNA splicing, via endonucleolytic cleavage and ligation. Lineage: Eukaryota; Fungi; Ascomycota; Leotiomycetes; Helotiales; Hyaloscyphaceae. The record is from RefSeq and is a predicted model, not a curated record. Gene Ontology annotation, molecular function: tRNA 2'-phosphotransferase activity. The transcript has 2 exons.
AUGGCAGCAGCAGUUCUCCAGCCCCUCCAAUCCCUCUCCCCCAACCAUGAAAUCAUGGCCCCUUCCCCCAUCUCCCCCAACGCUUCUCGUCACGGCCGAGGGCGCCACGGCGGCAGCGUAGCAAAAGGGAACAAGGCUCGCGGCCGCGGCUACUCCAUCGUCGACGAGCGAGACACCAUGGUUUCCAAGGCCCUGACCUGGGUCCUGAAACGCACAAUCGAAGAAGGCUCCGAGCAAGACGAAGGAGAAGAGAAGCUCGUGGCGGACUCUGAAGGCUUCGUCAAUUGCGAAGACCUGCUCGCACAACCGCACCUCUCCGCCCUACAAGUCACCUUCCCAGAACUCCAAUCCCUGGUCGCCUCUCCGGCCUCCAAAUCCCGCUUCUCCAUGAAACUCAAGCCAUCUUCCACGGAAGAAGAAGACCUCGACGCCUCCGACUACCUGAUCCGCCUGGCGCCGUCCGCCGCCCCCACAUCCCCGACCUCUGCAUCAGCACCAAAACUCACGCUCCUCUCCCUCACAACCGAAGACCUGCCGGACUUGAUCGUCUACGAAACCUCCUACGCAAACUACCCGCUCAUCUUGGCAUCCGGCUGCAUCAAGCGCGCCGGCGGCCAAGCCGUCCUCUCGUUCUCGCCACUCACCAUCGCCUCCGACGGGUCCGAAAUCAAGGCCGCCUCAGACGCCGACGUAAGCAUCUAUCUCCCGCUCCGCUCGUUGAUGGAAGCGCAGCCCAAGAUCACCUGGUCUCGCCUCGAGAACGGGCAGAUCGUAACCGAGGGCGAUGUCAAGGGCGAGGUGAGCAAGAAGUACUGGAAGAAGGUUGUGGCCAGGAGGGCGGAUAUUGGUGUUUUGUAUGAGGAUGGAGAGGUGCGGAAGGAGGUCCCGGUUGGAUUGAGGGGGAAGGGCGUUAAGGCUAAGAAGGGUGGGAAGGGGAAGGGGAAGGGCGGGCUGAAGGAGAUGAAGACGAGGAGCGAGGAUGAGGGGACUGCAUCUGACUAG